Molecule: messenger RNA, 3211 nt
Organism: Zootermopsis nevadensis
Lineage: Eukaryota; Metazoa; Arthropoda; Insecta; Blattodea; Termopsidae
Gene: Ns3
Product: nucleostemin 3
Biological process (GO): ribosomal subunit export from nucleus
Cellular component (GO): cytosol
Molecular function (GO): GTPase activity; GTP binding
Source: RefSeq, a predicted model, not a curated record
UAUCAGAAUAUUAGUCCCUGUGACUUCCGCGCGUAAUGAUAUCUGGAACUGGGUAACAAGUUUCAUAUUGGUCAUGUGUCUCGUGUCUGUGUUGUGAUUCUCACACGAUGUGUCUUAAUUCUGUAGCCUGUGGACAAUUUAGUAAUAUUAUGUAGAAGUACCGUGUUUGGUUUGAAGAGCUGUUUUCUAAGCUUGUGAAGUUUAUAGAGAUAUUAGGCUUCAGUAUGGGGAAGAAGAAUAAAUCCUCAAAUAAUCUUGGUAGAUCCCUAAUAAAAGAUAGGUUUGGAGCAACCAACAAAACUAGGAGAAAUAAAGACCAGUCUUUGCUUCAUACAGCAGAUGUAGAUGAUGGUUAUGAUUGGGGACGCCUUAACCUUCAGUCAGUGACAGAAGAAAGUUCGUUCCAGGAAUUCCUCUCCACAGCUGAAUUAGUUGGAACAGAAUUUCAGGCUGAAAAACUGAAUGUCACAUUUGUGAACCCGAAGAGUGGCAUUGGGUUACUCUCAGAAGGGGACAAAGAUAAAGUGAAGGAUGCACAAGACAAGAACAAACAGUUGUUGGGGAUACCGAGAAGACCAAAGUGGGAUGUCAACACUACAGCAGAGCAGUUGCAGGCAGCGGAACGGGAUUCGUUUAUAGAGUGGAGGCGACGUCUGGCCACACUGCAAGAGGUAGAAGGUGUACUUCUGACACCAUAUGAGAAAAACCUAGAGUUUUGGAGGCAGCUGUGGAGAGUGGUUGAGAAGAGUGAUGUGGUGGUGCAGAUAGUGGACAGUAGGAACCCCCUCCUAUUUCGCUGCGAGGAUCUCGAGACGUACGUGAAGGAAGUGAGUCCUCACAAGUUGAACUUGAUCCUGAUCAACAAGGCUGAUUUCUUGACACAAGCUCAGCGCCAGGCAUGGGCAGAGUACUUUUCGAGUCUCAACAUAAGGGCUGCGUUCUUCUCUGCCACGCUGGCAGCGGAGACAGAAGAGAGCGAGGGUGAUGAGUGCGUGUCCCCGAAUGAGGAGCUGACUGAGGAAGUUUCAGAAAGUGAAGAGGAAGAAGACAUAGCAGAGAAGUCUCCAUCAUGUGAUAAUGAUGCUGCUAAAAGUAAUAGCGAACUGUUUACUGAUUCUGACACAGCUGGUGUUACAGUCGUGAAGUUGAUGAACUCUGACAAGCUUCUAACUCGUGAAGAGUUGGUGGCUGUCUUCAAGUCUCUACACACAGGACCGAAGGUGACAGAUGGUGUGACCACUAUUGGGUUAGUCGGCUACCCCAAUGUUGGCAAGAGCUCCACCAUCAAUACACUUCUCACUUACAAGAAGGUCUCUGUGUCCUCUACCCCAGGAAAAACCAAACACUUCCAGACGCUGUUCCUGGAGCGUGACCUCAUGCUUUGUGACUGCCCCGGACUUGUAAUGCCGAGCUUCAUGUUCACAAAGGCGGAGAUGGUAGUGAAUGGGAUUCUUCCAAUUGAUCAGAUGCGUGAUCAUGUCCCACCUGCGACGUUAGUUUGUAGCCUCAUACCCCGAUCUGAACUGGAGUUCACCUAUGGUAUAAUGCUGCCUAUGCCUUCAGAGGGGGAAGAUCCCACGCGACCUCCAACUGCAGAGGAGCUGCUUAAUGCUUACGGAUACAACCGGGGGUUCAUGACUCAGAAUGGACAACCAGACAAUCCUCGGUCAUCUCGUUACAUCCUGAAGGACUUUGUGAAGGGCAAGUUGCUGUACUGUCAUGCCCCACCCACUCAUGACCAGUCACAAUAUCACAUGUUUCCAGGGAGGACAAAGCAGUCCAGGCCAUCCAACUUGCCUCCUCUUGGUGUUCGUCUGCUCAAGGCAAACAAGAUAUCCACAGAGGAUCUUGACAGGCAGUUCUUCCAAAAAGUUUCAGUUGGGGUGCACAAGAAGGGAACACAGAGCUCCUCAGAUGCCAGUGAUGCCAGCACAAACGCAAAACCAUGGAAAGAUCACCGAAACAAGAGGAACAAGCAUGAAAAGUUGCGCAGGGUGUAUGCUCACUUGGACCAGUGACACCAAGUUGGACGACAGUGUGAUGGAACAUCAUGUGCACAGAUGGUGCACAUCUUUCAGAGCCACUGCUGCCGUUUUAUGAAUGAGGCAUCUCAAGGUAAAAAGGUUUAGCCACUGGCCAUUUUAUAAUGAAACUUUGCAAUGUAGUAAAACCAUAUUAUAGUAUUUUUCAGUGGAAUUGGCGGCUAAGUCGAGUUCUGCUCUUUGUGAGUGACCAUUCAAUGCAAAGGAGGUCUGUUGGUAAGCAGGGAGACCUGUCUGUUCAGAAGCCCAGUGAUAGAAGCAUCGGCAGUCGCACUGCGUUGUUGCCAAUCUUACAUGUUCUUUGCAUGGUGUAGUAACCAUUUACUGUAAACCAAUGUUCAAUGAUGCUACAUCUGGCACUGCUCUAUGUUGUUUCCUCACUAUCUCGCCCCUCCGCCUCCCACCGCUACUUCCUACCACGGCACAGUACGUGAUUGGUGCACCCUUUCAGCCACCAAUUCCGCUGAAAACUGUUAUAAUUUGUUACAGGCAGUCCCCACUGUUAUGAAUACUAAUAUUCCUGGAGCUAUUUUCCAUAAGUGCAGUGUUAAAAUUGGAGCUUAUUUUCCAGAACAACUGAAAAAUUACCCAAAAAAUUAGAAACCAAUUUUAAUGCCUGAAACGAAACACACAAGCAACAGAAUAUAUUGAUGAAUUGAUUGUUGUACUUCCCUGGUGUUACUGACUGACUGGGCAACGGGCUUGAAAACUGGUUUUGGUUCCUGGCAGGGCAAGGUUUUGGGUCGUUACAGCCUCCAUGUCUGUACUUACUGUGCCAGCCUCUUAUCCAGUGUGUAUUAGGGGUUAUCAUGGAGGUUCAGGCAACUGAAGUAUGAAGUUAAUCAUUCGCCUCCAUCAAGUGCUAAGGCGGAGUUUAUUCCCCAUACCGCCUUUGUGGUGUGUAGUCACAGGGGUAACAUUAACUGUGUCUAGUAAUUGUUACUGUGAUCAUCAUUAUCAUUGAUAUUAUUACAGGUGUUUUUUUUCCAUUGUGGUGCAAUAUGCAUCCACAGAAUUUUGCUAACUUCCCUGUAGAAGGAACUGAAAUGGUAAAGUUUUGUUGCUGCUGGAAUUGGAUUAUUUCAUAACAGAAAAUUGUGUUGAAGGUGAUGGGAAUGUUGCUCUGUAAAACAGAUGACAGUGUAAUAAAUGACACAGGUUCUGGAUUU